Serpula lacrymans var. lacrymans S7.9 is the source of this 567-nucleotide messenger RNA. RefSeq lists its product as uncharacterized. The record is from RefSeq and is a predicted model, not a curated record. The annotation marks the transcript as partial. The transcript is spliced from 2 exons. NCBI's taxonomy places the organism in Eukaryota, Fungi, Basidiomycota, Agaricomycetes, Boletales, Serpulaceae.
CUCGGUCGAACUUGUCCUGGAGAUUAUCAAGCAGGCUGCGACACCAGAUUUCAAGAAACUGCACCUUGGUGUCAAUCCAUACAAAACUGCCGUCAAUUUAUGUCUAGUCUCUCAUGCUUUCCGUGCUGUCGCUCUCCCUCAAAUGCUCCACAGCAUUAUUCUGUCCAAAACAAACAAUAUCCAUUCGUUCAUAAAGGCCCUACGCAUCCAGCGGGCCUAUUAUAUCUGCAUGACUAGCCCCGCCACCCAUAUUCCAAGCUGUGGCAAUUACCAUUUUGAUUCAGAUGUGCCCAUCAUCCGCGCGCGUUUGCUUUACUGCGACUAUUCCAAAUACGUCCAUCGCAUGUGGAUUGGAGAAUGCUGGAACAUCCCAAGCACAAAACCAGAAGUCCCGACGCGAGCCUCCACCAUUCACGAGGUCGAUGCUGGGGUCGAGUCCGACUACGCCAUUCUUGCACCCGUUCUCCUCGCAACAUCUUCGCUUGGCAUUAAUUGUAGCUCUAAUAUCCUCUAUUACUGUCUCGAAACUACCUCUGCCGUGGAAGACUACUUCCCUCACUAUCGCGG